GGCGCAGCUGCCCUCGAGCGUCCUCUGCUGAGGGCGAGGUAGGCGACGGACGGAGGCAGAGGUUGGGCUAGGCGUCCUAGAGGGAUCCCGCCGUGAGCCGCGCCAUGCCAGAUAGCUGGGACAAGGACGUAUAUCCCGAGCCCCCGCGCCGCACGCCGGCGCCCUCCCCACAGACCUCGCUGCCCAACCCCAUCACCUACUUGACGAAGGCCUUCGACCUCCUCGUGGACCGGCCUGUGACCCUCGUGAGAGAGUUUAUAGAGCAGCAGCAUGCGAAGAACAAGUAUUACUACUACCACCGGGAGUUCCGCCGGGUGCCGGACAUCACCGAGUGCAAGGAAAAGGAUAUCCUGUGCAUGUUUGAGGCAGAAAUGCAAUGGAGAAGAGACUACAAAGUUGACCAAGAAAUUGUCAACAUUAUCCAGGAAAGGCUGAAGGCCUGUCAGCAGAGGGAAGGUGAGAGCUACAGGCAGAACUGUGCCAAGGAGGUGGAGCAGUUCGCCCAAGUGGCCAAGGCUUAUCAGGACCGUUAUCAUGACUUAGGGGCCCACUACUCUGCCAGGAAGUGCCUGGCAAAACAGAAGCAAAGGAUGCUUGCAGAGAGAAAAGCUGCUAAAGAGGCUGCUGCUGCUACUCCCUGAGCCCCUCUCAUGUGACAGUCACUACUGUUAAAUAAAGAGUACUGAAACCUG
Molecule: messenger RNA, 692 nt
Organism: Artibeus jamaicensis (Jamaican fruit-eating bat)
Lineage: Eukaryota; Metazoa; Chordata; Mammalia; Chiroptera; Phyllostomidae
Gene: NDUFB10
Product: NADH:ubiquinone oxidoreductase subunit B10
Exons: 4
Coding region: 105-641 (178 amino acids)
Source: RefSeq, a predicted model, not a curated record